CUGUAUCUUUCAGUUUCCCUCCUGCUUUCACUUUUUCAACCACCUGCAUCUGCAUCGACACCAGCAUCUAAACUAUGCGUCUUCCAUUCGCCACUGCAACUGCUUUCCUCGCAGCCACUGCUGUUGCAAACCAGGCUGCGGAGCCUGAGGACAACGCUAUCUUUGAGCCCUCGUACAACCAGGCAGCCAGGUCAUUCGACUUGGACUAUGACUUUAACGGCUACGACGGCGCCAACAACCAGCGUGCCAAGCAUAUCCAAAACAACCAGCGUGGUGGCGGGUAUGGCGCGCUUUUUGACAUCCUAGGAUAUCUAGCUGAGGGUACCACCAUCCCGGCCAGGCGUGUUCAGACCAACCAGCGCGGUGGCUACGAAGAUUAUUACGACUAUGAGGAUAUGUACAACCAGCGUGGCGGCCGGCGCCGCAAAGGUCUGAAGAAGUGGGGCGACAACGGCAAUCAGCAACCAGUCAACAAUGAGGGUGAACAGUAUGUGGAGGAUGGACAGGUAUACGAUGAAGAGUAUGAAGAUCAGCAGCCUGAGGGCGCCAACCAGCGCAGCAAACCGCGUCGCAAGAGCACCAAGAGCACCAAGAGCACCAAGAGCACCAAGAGCGGCAAGAAUCGCAAUGGUGGCAGGAAGUCAGGCCCUGAUUUUGGCGACCGAGUUGUGGACGGUCUCACUCAGGCCGGCAUCGAUGCCGCCACUCUCGCUCAGGCCUGGACAAACCAGCAGCCUCAAAACAAUAACGGUGAGCAGCAGGUCGAAGACGAAGCUAGCCAGGAGUUUGAGGAGGACACUAACCAGGGGCUUGAGGAAGAGGAGGACACAAUGCAGGUUGAGGAGAAUGUGAAGCCGCGCGGUGGUGUCAAUAAGAGGAGCCCUGCUGCCUUUGUGGCUCCGUCGGAGGAUUGGCUCCGCCGCAACCCUUCUCUUGCCCGGAAGUACCGUAACCACGAGAUUAUGUUCUAAACCUAACAGCAGAUUCUGUCGGCUAGCAUCAACACAUUUUGUAUUUCCACCACACCCAGCAUUACAUCACCAAUACACCAUGACAC
Linderina pennispora is the source of this 1057-nucleotide messenger RNA. RefSeq lists its product as uncharacterized. The record is from RefSeq and is a predicted model, not a curated record. NCBI's taxonomy places the organism in Eukaryota, Fungi, Kickxellomycota, Kickxellomycetes, Kickxellales, Kickxellaceae. The coding region runs from base 75 to 971 and encodes 298 amino acids. The transcript has 4 exons.